Molecule: messenger RNA, 1436 nt
Organism: Peniophora sp. CBMAI 1063
Lineage: Eukaryota; Fungi; Basidiomycota; Agaricomycetes; Russulales; Peniophoraceae
Source: the annotation of a GenBank genome assembly
AUGACCGCCACCAUACCCAAUCCUGACCACCAUGACGAGCAGGAUCCCUAUGACUUCUGGCUCUCAAUCGCACAGAACAGGUUUCUUCAUGAAAGCCACACCGACAUCGAGGAAAUGGACCGAGAUAUGGCGGGACUCGCCGAGGCAUUGCGAUUGGGACAUGCGCGGCGCAAUCGAAUGACCCGCGCGGCUUGCAUACCACCCGAGAUUCUAGCAGUCGUAUUCGAGUUCGUCAAGCAGGAGUCUUUCGGCGAAUAUGAGGACAUGGGGGACAAGGAUCGAGGGAACGGAGAGGUCGAAGAAGCGAAGGUCAAAGUGAUGGGAUGGAUCACCUUCUCGCAUAUCUGCCAAAGAUGGAGACAGGUUGCGCUGUCGACGCCUGGCCUUUGGAGGGAGAUCAAGUUCAGCCAUACAGGCCCAAGAUGGGCAUAUGAGAUGGUUCAGCGCUCAAAAGCUGCCCCGCUUCAUGUAGAGCUGGGCUCCGGGCGACAAGCGAACCCUUACUGGCCCUCCGAGGAAGUACUGAGCUUUACAAAGCACAUCUUGCGUACUCAAUCCGACCGCAUCCGUACAUUCACGAUCUUCGGGGAAGACAUCGCGCCACUCGCCACACAGUUGAUCUCGCACGACUCCUUCCCAUCUGUGAAGUUUCUGCAUAUAGAGAAUACCUCGGGCCAAAUCCUGGGCUUGUCCUUCAACAUCCUUGCCAAUCGCGUACCACAGGUGGCAGAGCUCUGCGUCAUCGGAGUACUCUUUCAGGGCGCCCCAAGCAUACCGCUCGAGCAUCUCACGUACUUCGACUUGCAGAUUACGGAAAUUGUUACUCCGGAAUCUGUCUACGGCUGGAACUUGCUCGACAUCAUCGAGGGCAUGCCAGCAUUACAGCAUCUGUACAUCACCGACGCAUACCCCGCAAGCUCUCCUCCCGCGAAACGCGAACCAAUCAUGCUCGCAAAUCCACUCGAGACAUUGACCCUGACCUCGCGCCGCUUUCCGGCUGAAAUGGCGCAGUUCUCCGAGUUCCUUGAGCAUCCGACGACCUUCCGCGACUUUGACUUCUCAGACGCAGAGCCUGAAGUCAUCACACGAGUCCUCGAGCGACACGCCGGGACUGAGCAUCCGCCCCGCUCAAUCUACCUUGAACUUGACCACGCCCAAGACAAGGUUAUCUUCAGUGCGAGCUUCUCGGUCUGGCCGAUAUCAGAGGACGGCAAUACCUCGACGCCGUUGAACGACGUCUCAUUGACAGUCUCAGGUCUCGAGAAGCACGCCGAGGCGUUCAUGAAAGCGAUAGACUUUCGGGAAGUUCAGGAUCUUACGUUCAUGGACGACGACGAGGUGAACGCGCCGAUGCGCUGGAAAGGUUUCGCGACAGCGAACGCCACGAAGCGGAUGCGCGUCAUCGGACCUGCCGCCCACGCUCUCUUUGACAUCCU